CUUGUUUCCUGUCCGCCGGGAGGAGAGGGGCACCGACGUAAAUAAGAGGCCUCAAAAAAAGUGUUGCUCGGAAAUGUUAAGCGCUUCGAGCUUAAAGCUGCUCACCGGAGCCCGAAGACUGUGUCUUUGUCACCGCAUCGUCAUUGGACGGCAGCUUAACGUCUUUCUCCCAAAGAAGUGUAACGGGCUCUUGGGGAAAGUACAGCAGACACGUGGCUCUGCGGCGGUGGCUGCAGAGGGCAGCGAAGACUCUCUCCUGAAGUGGCUACUGUUAUUCAUCCCAGUCUCUGCAUUUGGCCUCGGAACUUGGCAGGUGCAACGGAGGAAAUGGAAACUGCAGCUUAUCGCAGAGCUGCAAGAGAGGUGCAACACUGAGCCCCUGCCGCUGCCCCUGGAGCAAGCGGAGCUGAAGGAGCUGGAGUACCGGCGGGUCACAGUGCGGGGAACCUUCGAUCAUUCCAAGGAGCUGUACAUCCUGCCCCGGUCACGCGUCGAUCCAGAGAAAGAGGCCAGAGAAGCGGGGAGGCUGACCUCCAGCGGGGGGAGCGGGGCCAAUGUUGUGACCCCUUUCCACUGCACAGAUCUGGGGGUACGAAUUCUCGUGAACCGUGGCUUUGUACCAAAGAGAAAGAUGCACCCUGAAACCCGAUUGCAGGGACAGAUCACUGAGGAGGUGGAACUGGUUGGCGUGGUGCGUCUGUCUGAGACACGCAAACCUUUUGUUCCCCAGAACAACCCUGAGAAUAACCAUUGGCAUUACCGGGAUCUGGAGGCCAUGGCCCGGGUAGCAGGGACUGAACCAAUCCUGAUCGAUGCAGACGCCAGCAGUACAGUCCCUGGAGGCCCGAUUGGCGGCCAGACUCGAGUGACGUUAAGAAAUGAACACAUGCAGUAUGUCAUAACCUGGUACGGGCUUUGUGCAACCACCUCCUACCUGUGGUUCCGAAAGUUUAUACAGAGAAUACCUGUCUAGAGCUGCACUCAGUGAUUGCAUCGCCAGAUUCACAGAGCAGAGGUGACCUUGCAUCAGUGGAGAGAAUUUCUCAAGAUUCAAGAACCAUGUUAUACCAGUGUGAUUGAUAGCUGCAAUUAUUGAAAUAAACCCAUUCCUGC
This is a messenger RNA of Callorhinchus milii (elephant shark), 1113 nucleotides long. RefSeq names its product surfeit 1 (gene surf1). The record is from RefSeq and is marked provisional. NCBI's taxonomy places the organism in Eukaryota, Metazoa, Chordata, Chondrichthyes, Chimaeriformes, Callorhinchidae. Gene Ontology annotation, biological process: mitochondrial respiratory chain complex IV assembly. Gene Ontology annotation, cellular component: mitochondrion; membrane.